This is a messenger RNA of Ustilaginoidea virens, 1851 nucleotides long. RefSeq lists its product as uncharacterized. Bases 1 to 1851 code for a protein of 616 amino acids. The transcript has 3 exons. The record is from RefSeq and is a predicted model, not a curated record. Gene Ontology annotation, biological process: transmembrane transport. Lineage: Eukaryota; Fungi; Ascomycota; Sordariomycetes; Hypocreales; Clavicipitaceae.
AUGUACGCCGUGUGCCACGUCUUCUCGACAUUCUCGUCUCAGCACAACCAGCCAACCGUUCACCUGCUUGCCCACUGCUUGCCCACUGCUUGCCGCAGCCUGUUCGACCAUUUCCCGAGCAACCGUAGACAACACGUCGUGGGCAUCACCGCACCGCGACGACAUCAACGCUGGAGACCAACACUUCCUUCCACGGCCAUGUUCAUUGCCAAGAAACUCAACCUGCCCGCCCGGGUGUAUUGCUCCCUAUCCCCGACGCCAGCCUCUCAGAGUUCCCGUGCUCCCCCCACGCCAACAAUGUUCAAGCACAUCAUCCACUUCCUCGCCACCCCAGGCACCAAAGGGGACAUCCAAGACAGGGCUCCCACGCAAUACCUGUCCAAGCAUUUCAACCAACCUCAAGGCAAGCUCGGUAUUGUCGUCAAGGAGUCGGAUGAGGUGUCCGAGCCGGUUGAAAACGUCACCGGCUACGUCAAGCACACCAAGACGAACAAGCUGGACCGAUGGCUCGACGCGAUGGUUAGGGCCUCUGGCUCAGAGCCCGUCUUCCUCGUCAUCGUUGCCGGUCUCGCGGUCUGGGCCCUGACUGGCAUUCACUACGGCGAGACGGACAACUGGGCUGCCCUCAUUUCCGACAUCCAGGCCAUCAUCAGCUACCUCUUUGACUCGCUCCUCAUGCGGCAGCAGCUCAACGGCUACGAAAAGCAAGUCCGCGUCUCGGCCAGCCUCAAGUCCCGCAUCGUCAGCCAAAAAAGAAUGCUCCGCCACGUCAUCGCCAGCGGUCGCUACCGCCGCGCUUCUCUCCGUGAGAUCGAAAACACUUCGUCUUCCAAGUUCGGCCCCGACCUGCCGUCGGAGAACUGGGCGGGCAAGGUGUCCAACUCGUUCGCCACCUUCCUCGGCCACUUUGGCACCAUUUGCAUGUACUGGGUUAGCAUCGGCAUCUGGCUGGCCUUUGGACACUACUGCCAAUGGAGCGACAGGUGGCAGCUGUACAUCAACUCGGCCACGUCGGCCCUCAUGGUGCUCAUAUUCGCCUUUCUGGCCAACAUUCGCGAACGCCACGACAAGUACGUCGAGAAGUGCAUCGAUUCCAUCUUCCAGGUCGACUCGGAGGUGGAGCUCAAACUGCGCCUCCUCACCGGCGACUCGGAGGAGAAUCCCGCCGUAGUGGUUCCCGCGCCGCGGAUCAACGCCAUACAGCGCGUCAUCUUCUACUACGCCGACGUCGUGGGGACCCUUGUCGGGAUCGCGCUCCUCGUCAUCGUCCUGGUCGUGUGGAUCGCCAUCGGCCCAGCCAUGCAGUGGAACGACAACUGGUGGCUUCUCAUCGGCACCUACGCCGGCCUGGUGGGCCUCAUUGACGGCUUCGUGCUGCGCAACGUCCAGCAGCGUCUGCACCAGUACGAAGAGGCGGCGCUGGACAGCGCCAAGCUCGACGACGUCGGGCUGUCCGACGAGAUUGGCGUGCCCACCCCCGGCAAGGCGGUCGUCAACCUCGGCUCCAUCAACUACAGGCUGUCGGAACGCAUGGGCCGCGUCUGCGCCCACGAGGCGACCGUCAUCCUGGGCGUCGGCGUCGUCAUCGGCCUCAUUGUGGGCGCGAGCGCCAUGAAGUGGACCACGACCGGCCAGCUGCUCUGCAACAUCCCCCCCAGCAUCAUCGAGUCCUUCUUCAUGAUGAUUCUCAUCACGGGGCACAACCUGUCGGAGGCGGGGUGGCGAGCCGACUUGCACAACAUGUACAUGUGGCGCCUGAGACUGCUGUCGUUUGUCGACCAUCUGGAGGAGGGCUCGGAGGAGGGCUCGGAGAAGAGGCCGGGCGACGCGCCUGAUGCGGUGGCUGCGUGA